AUGAGUAAUACAACAUCGUCACCAGCUAAUCAAUAUGAUUUAGUUCAAGCAGCUAAGCAACCUAUUAUUUACAGUUAUUCUGUUACAAUGACAUUUAUAGUAAUCACAAGUAUAUUAAAUGUUAGUGUGCUCUGUCGUCGAGUUCUUCGAUCAUCUUCGUGUACUUAUUAUUUUCUUGCUUCUGUUCCAACUGUUUUAGCGUACGUGGUUGUUUCACCUGUAAAUGCAGUACUUGUACAAACUUAUGGAUUCUAUAUGAGUGGUACACCUGUUGCAUGCAAAAUAGUUUCAUUUCUAAGCUAUGCAACAUCAUUAUGGUAUGGAUUAAUGCUAGUAUGUGCUUCAAUUGAUCGAUAUUUUUCAAGUUCGACAUCAGUUCGUUUACGUCGUCUCAGUCAAGUGCGUGUUGCACAAAGAAUUAUUAUUAUUGUAUGGAUCUUAUCGUCGAUAUAUAUGAGUCCAUUUCUGUUUAUAUAUUAUUAUGAUCCUAACUAUGCCAACAGUAAAAAGUGCACACAAUAUUCGUCAACAUUGAUAGCUGUUUAUCUGAUGACUCGAGUUAUUUUUUAUUAUUUUUUGAUACCAAUUAUUUUAGGCAUAUUUGGUGUAUUAACAAUUUAUAAUAUUCGAAGUCAAAAACAUCGUGUAGCACCAAUGAAUCAAGCAAGUUUGUCACGCCGUACAGAAGGUCAAUUGGCUCGUAUGUUAAUCAUUCAAGUAGCUAUGUAUCUUCUCUUCUUUACACCAUCUGGUGUAACAUAUAUAUUAGUGACAUUUGUACCAUCAAUGAAUACCUCUUAUUAUCAAACAAUUCGAAGUCUGACAAAUGUUUGGCAACAAGGUGGUUAUUUCAUUUCAUUUUUUCUUUAUGUUCUUACCGGCAAAAUCUAUCGGGAAGAACUGAAGAAUAUGUUUAAAUGCAAUCGAAUUCAUCAUCGAAUAUUACAACAAACUGCGGCAGAUAUACCGAUGAAUUUAUUAGCAAAUGUUCCAGUUAAUACUCGUAUCUGA
Messenger RNA from Adineta steineri, 1011 nucleotides. The record is from the annotation of a GenBank genome assembly. NCBI's taxonomy places the organism in Eukaryota, Metazoa, Rotifera, Eurotatoria, Adinetida, Adinetidae.